AAUAUCUUUCUUUAUGAUAUAUGAUUAUAUAUAUUAUAUUAUAGAACAUAUAUAUGAUGUAGAAAAUGUAUUAUUAUUAUUAUUAUUUAUUCUUUUUUUUUUUUUUCUUUUUUCUUUUUUUUUUAGCAGAACCGGAUUCCAUUUUCGGACAGGUUCUCCCCAGCAGGUUCUGGUGGACGUAUGACAGAUGUUUUGGACCGGGACACACCGAACCCUCCUGCCAGCACACCUGCAUCAAACACGGGAUGAUUAGCGUCCACAAUGCACCUCACCUCCCGCUGGUCGGCUGACUAAACCCGUCCCGUGUUUCAGUUUGAAGUGUUGAGUUAUUAGAAAACCACUAAACCACAAACAGACAGAAAACAUCUUCAUUCUCGGGUAUUGAACGUCUGGCUGCAGCGACAGUUUCGGCUUCUGUCGCUUUUUUGCCGCAUUGGAUUUAAAGGCGAAGCAGCGAAGCGGAUUUUAUCGGCGGGUUUCUCACAUGUCGACAUGCAGAUCUUUGAAUCAGUCAGUCGGUAACAUUUGGGAUUCGGGAUCCUGACAGGGACCAAAGAUACGACUUUCAGCAGAAAAAGCAUCAACAUUCAGUAGAAGAGGAGCCCCAUCACUGCUGCAUUAUGGGUAACCAUAACAGCAAAGGUCCUCAUGAUCCUGCAGGUUCCCCUUCAGAUUUCUUCCACACGGCUCCAAAUUCUCCUUCGGAGGCGUUCCUGGCCGCCGUGGCCUUACCGUCUGACAAACCACAGGCGGAGAAAACCUCCCCGAGCGCCGAAUGGACGCAGACUCUGAUGGCUUCGUCGGACUGGUCGAUCGUCAGCGUGUCCUCCUCGGAGACCAAGGUGAGCGACGCGGCGCCGGCGGAGGAGAGGUCAGUGGUCAGUCUGGAGAACUCCACGGCUCUGUGUGAAGGAUUGGCGUCAGAGAUGAGCUGGCAGGAGAGAGACAGCGGCGUGGAGCCGCAGGGUGCAGUGGAGAGCGCCAGAGAGGAUUUGACCUUGGCUUUGCUCGGGGUGAUGGAGCACUACAGAGACAGUAUAAGAGUGACCCCCACCAUGGAUGUUACCAAAAGAGCUGAAGAGCUGAUAAGACGCUUGAUUACAGAGAAGGAGGAGCUGGUGGAGGAGGUGGACACACUCAGGGAGACGCUCAAGACGGAACGGUCGGAGUGGCAUCAGUUCCAGUGCGACCUCCAGAUUGCGGUGUCGGUGGCCGACCGGCUGCGGGUGGAGAUGGAGGAGGAGCUGAGCUUUCUGAAGAGCAGCCACAGGGCUGUGGAGCAGCGGCUGGCCCAGGCCCUCGGCAGGCAGCAGGAGACGGAGCGAGAGCUGGAGAGCCUGAGAGCGGAGAACAAGGAAAUCUGCCGCAGGCUGAGCGAAUUCAUGGCCCAACAGCAGCAGGAGCGAGCCGAGCUGGAGGCUCUCCGGAGCAUUUGUAGGAGAAAAGACGAGCAAAAAGAUGAAAAAGAGACCUAUGAAGAAGAGACUAUUCAGGAUGAGGGAGGUGGGGGGGUUUGUGAUGCUCAGAAGGCAAACGGAUCAGAAAGUGUGGAGCUGACUGGCAAAGGGGUGGCGGAAGGAUACAUUCGUAGUUUGGCUGCUCUGGAAAAGAAAAAAGAGGAGCAGAGAGUUCCAAGGAGGAUUGUGAUGCUGUCUGAAAGAUCUUGGAGUCUCACUCGUCUUCCUCUGCAAAGCAACUCUCAUGAAAAUGGAGCCUCAAAGAACCUGAGCUCCACGUUACCACUAUGCAAGAAAGAAGAAUCAACCAAAGACAGAAGAGGGGAUCGUUUGCUGCAGAGGCAGGAUAGCUGGUCCAGUUCCUCCACAGGACAGCAAGCGGACAAUCCCAGCUCUGACUCUAUCAAGCCUCGGGAUAAUUUCAGUGCUUUGCUGAGACGCCACGGCGGCUCCAGACGGAAUUCUCUGCUGCGAUGGAGCCAAAGUCGGACGCAAGGUUACAAGAGCAUUGAGAUUACAAAUUUCAGCAGCAGUUGGGAGGACGGUUUGGCUUUCUGCGCCCUUUACCACACUUAUUUACCUGCUGAGAUCCCGUAUGACAGCCUCAACCCAGAUGAGAAGAGGGAAAACUUGGAACUUGCGUUUAGGACGGGAGCAAACGCAGGAAUUCCAGCCACACUGACAGCAGAGGAGAUCCUGAAGGAAGGCGGGCCCGACUGGCAGAAAGUUCUGGGAUACGUGGAAAGCAUUUUCCGUCACUUUGAGAUGUGACAUCAUCAAAUAACACAGGAUGGAGCUCUGUGGAAUUUAUCGCAUCUGCCAAGACAUUAAGAAUGAAAAACUCCAUGAUUAUAUAUGAAUCCAGUCAUGAUACUUCGACAGCUCAACCCUUUUUUUUAAUGUGCACAGCUUUGAUGUUGGAUUGGGGGACGGCAGACGGGUAGUCACUCUGUGACUUUUUGCAUAUUUCAAUCACAUUAAUGGAAGUUUGGGGUCUUCUUUUGCACAAAAUUAAUGAAAUGGCACCUUAAACAAAAACAGUGCAGACGUUUGAAGUGGAUUUACUGUAAAACUGAAGACACUUUAUUUAUAUGGACUUUUCUAUGUAGCACUUUCCAAAACAGUAUUCUCAAGAGUGCAUGCAGCCAAAAUGAUAAAGUACCUUAGAUAUACACUCUGUGUGAUUAGAGGAAUGUUUUCUCUGAAAAUUUGUUUAUUUUUUAAAAAUAUGAAUGUAUGGUGACAUGAAAACUAAUAAAGUAUGUAUAUAGAAAUGUGA
Molecule: messenger RNA, 2736 nt
Organism: Oryzias melastigma (Indian medaka)
Lineage: Eukaryota; Metazoa; Chordata; Actinopteri; Beloniformes; Adrianichthyidae
Product: cytospin-A
Exons: 13
Coding region: 621-2228 (535 amino acids)
Molecular function (GO): protein binding
Source: RefSeq, a predicted model, not a curated record